Melospiza melodia melodia is the source of this 1873-nucleotide messenger RNA. RefSeq names its product glycosyltransferase 8 domain containing 2 (gene GLT8D2). The record is from RefSeq and is a predicted model, not a curated record. Gene Ontology annotation, molecular function: glycosyltransferase activity. The coding region runs from base 577 to 1629 and encodes 350 amino acids. Gene Ontology annotation, cellular component: Golgi apparatus. The transcript has 11 exons. NCBI's taxonomy places the organism in Eukaryota, Metazoa, Chordata, Aves, Passeriformes, Passerellidae.
UCUAGGACAAAUCAACUGUUAAAACCAGGGUAAUUGACAUUGAACAUUCGGGAACAAAAAGUGUGGAUCUAGGUUGAUGGACUGUCUCUGUUCCUCUGGGCGCCUCUCAGGAACCCUCAGUCAGGCUCGAGUUGGCAGACACCAGGGGGGCAGUCCGGACACGGCCGACAGCGGGGAGACACUCUCCUGUGCCCCGAGGGUACUGAGGGCACCUAGGCUAGUUGCCUUUGCAGCAGAAGAGACACUGGAGACAUCGGUAGAAGCACAGCGUCUGGACUCUGCCCUAUUCCUCAGCAGCAGAGAAAGGAAAGAAAACCAGUACAACUCCAAAGUAAACUCUGAAGAGUUUGAAAAAGGAAUCAAAUCGUAAAACUGUUACUGUGCGCUGUAAGGCCCUUGUGUGGGUGACUUCAAAGGAGGAUGGUGGUCGAGGACGCUUUGGCAAGAGUGCUUACAGCUGUGGGCUAUCUAGGAUCCAAGUAAAUAACUCCACAGCGCUUCAGGAGAGAAGAGUCCCAAAUACUGUGCUGCUUUGAAGAGUUUACCAUAAAUCACAGUUCUCAUCUAACAGGACACAUGGCUCUUUUAAAGAAAGUUAACCAGAUCUUAUUGUUACUUCUUGUCUUAACUGUGUGCGCUAUUCUGUAUAGAAAAGUUCACCAAGUGCCCUUGGCAUUAAGAAAUGAAACGGUGGAUUUGGAGAACCCUGAGGAAAUGGAGGAAGAAAUCCCAGUGGUGAUCUGUGCUGCUGCAGGCAGGAUGGGUGCAGCUGUAGCAGCAAUCAGCAGCAUCUACAGCAACACAGAGGCCAAUGUUUUAUUCUACAUCAUUGGGCUGAAGACAACCAUCCCACACAUUCGAAAAUGGAUCGAAAAUUCUAAACUGAAAGAAAUAAAAUUUAAAGUUGUGGAAUUCAAUCCUAUGGUACUAAAAGGAAAAAUCAGACAAGAUGCAUCACGUCCUGAGCUACUGCAGCCUUUGAACUUUGUUCGAUUUUAUCUUCCUUUGCUUAUCCAGAAGCAUGAGAAAGUAAUAUAUUUGGAUGAUGAUGUCAUUGUUCAAGGUGACAUUCAGGAACUCUACAAUACUAAGUUAGCUCCUGGACAUGCAGCAGCUUUUUCAGAUGAUUGUGACCUGCCUUCUACACAUGAAAUGGUUAGAAGUGUAGGGAUGCAGAACACAUACAUGGGAUUCCUGGACUACAGAAAGCAAGCCAUUAGAGAUCUUGGCAUCAGCCCCAGCACCUGCUCCUUUAAUCCUGGAGUAAUUGUUGGUAACAUGACUGAAUGGAAACAUCAGUGGAUCACACAGCAAUUGGAAAAGUGGAUGCGAAGAAAUGUAGAGGAAAACCUCUAUAGCAGUACCCUUGGGGGAGGUGUGGCAACCUCCCCAAUGCUGAUUGUAUUUCAUGGAAAAUAUUCCUCUAUUAAUCCUAUGUGGCACAUAAGGCAUCUUGGUUGGAGUCCUGAUGCCCGUUACUCAGAGCAAUUUCUUCAAGAAGCUAAAUUACUUCACUGGAAUGGGAGAUACAAACCUUGGGACUACCCCAGUGUCCACACUGAUCUCUGGGAAAACUGGUUUAUUCCUGACCCCUCAGGGAAGUUCAAAUUAACUUGUCCUGACAGCUGAUACUGAAAUACUGCAUAACAUAGUGUAUGGGACGCAUUUAAUAGUUUGAGAUUCAACAUGUUGUAUGAUUUUAGAAAACAAAGUAUUUGUUAAAAAUAUGAAAAACUGACCAUCAGUUUUGUGUGCUUAUGGCAGCUGAGGGAGGCUGGAGUGACGAAUACAUGGUUCAGAUUUUUCCCGUAAGGUGAGGAAACAAAUGUAUUUGACAAUGAAGUAUUUUCAUUAAACACAGAGGUGAAAUUCA